Messenger RNA from Perkinsus marinus ATCC 50983, 2895 nucleotides. Its product is annotated as cGMP-dependent protein kinase, putative. Gene Ontology annotation, molecular function: ATP binding; cAMP-dependent protein kinase activity. The coding region runs from base 1 to 2895 and encodes 964 amino acids. Lineage: Eukaryota; Perkinsozoa; Perkinsida; Perkinsidae. The transcript has 28 exons. Gene Ontology annotation, cellular component: cAMP-dependent protein kinase complex. Gene Ontology annotation, biological process: signal transduction; peptidyl-serine phosphorylation. The record is from RefSeq and is a predicted model, not a curated record.
AUGUUCGCCUUCAUACACCGAGUGUUCCAUCUCAUUUUCGUGUGUAUUAAUUUGUCUAUCACUGGUGACGCUGUUAUGGGUUGCGGAGCAUCGACGCCAGGAAAAGCGAUUGAGUCCGGCCUGCGAGUGGUACUGCCCAAAGCCGAACCAGGGAAGAUCAUAUUGAAACGAAACGGUCGCCAAUCGGAAGGUCAGUUGUUGAUGGUGAUCGGCUUUGCUCUUCGUGACCAUCGUAAAAGAGCCCAACGAUUGUUGAAAAAGCCGACACUAGCAGCAAAGGGAAGCGAGGGGGAAGGGACGGACUCGUCGGUGAAUAACGAGAUGACUCUGGAAGAGAAAAAUUUUCUGCGGCGCGUUGUUCAAAAACACUUUUUAUUCGCGUCUCUGAAAGCUGAGGAGAGGGAUGAAGUUAUAAUGCGUAUGAAAAAGAGUGUGAUCGAAGGCGGACAGACGUUAUUUCAACAGGGAGAUGAUGGCGAUCGGUGCUAUGCAGUCCAGAGCGGAGAAUUUGAGAUUAGCAUUGAUGAGGUUAAUGUUAAAACGUUGGGGAAAGGAAGUACCUUUGGAGAGCUCGCCAUGUUAUAUAAUGUGAAGAGGACGGCAACUGUAAAGUGCAAACAAACAGGGGUGUUGUGGGAAAUAUAUGGGCGAACUUUCAAAAAGGUGAUGAAGCUACUGCAGGGCAGAAGCUUGGCACAUGUAGUCAAGUUCUUCAGCGACGAGCCAGACUUUGCCACUCUGAGUGAUGCUGAUAAGAAGUCCUUAGCAUCCAUUUGUUCUGUGCAGAAAUUUGAUGACAAUAAGCAAAUACUGCGACGGGAUGAUCCUGGGGAUUGGCUGCUCAUAAUUCAGUCUGGGAGGGUACGAAGCCAAUACGGAGAGGGAAGUGAGCUCAUGCUGGAGCCUGGGAGUGUUUGUGGCGGAGUUAGUCUUAUGCAUCACUGGAAGAAUUAUUAUAAUUCUCGCGCUGAUGGGAAUGUUGUAUGCUUGGCGCUGGCGAGAAACGGUUUGGCGAAAUUGAAUUCCAAUAUAAAGGAAGUACUGAAGAGAGCGUCUAAAAAGGGCGUGCUGAAGAAUCUUGAUUUCUAUGAGAAACUCGAUCGGGAACAGCAAAACUACUUAGUGGACGUUGUUGAGGAAUAUCAUUACAAAAAAGGAGAAAUGGUGGUCAAAGGGAAAGGUGAUGAUGAGUCCAGGGUCUUUAUAGUGCUGUGUGGCUCGGCGGAGUUGCGACCAGCUGCCUCACAUAAUGGAAACUCCUCUAGAGUAAAUCACACGGCGUUGGAGGAGGUUACUGCUGGUUGCUGUGUGGGUGAGGAGGAGUUCUUGGACAACCGCAGAGUUGAUUUUAUGUUGACUGCCACCAGUGAUGAUGGAUUACACGUAUUUGCGAUAAAGAGCGCGGCCUUUCUGGAAAAGCUGAGGAAUAGUUUUAAUAUGGUUCACCCAUUGUACGAUGUGUCGUCAUCUACCCCUGCUGGGAGGCCACCUUGCGUGCGACGCUAUCUCGAAUGGAACGAAAUCCGAUCGAUAUUGCAGGAAAUAUAUUUAUUUAAAACUCUCACGAAAGAGCAGCUCUCGAGAGUGGUGAUGAACAUGUCGAAGCGAAGUUUUGAUGCUUUUGCAAAAAUCUGCACAUUUGUAAGCGUUGAGGAAAUGCAAGUGGAGGGCGAUCCGUCUGAUAAUUUUUAUCUGAUCGGAAAAGGAAGUGUGUCGGUGGAAAUACCCGGAAAGGGGGUAGUUCGUACAUUAUCAAGAUGGGAAUAUUUUGGUGAGCGCGGGUUGCUAUUUGAGAUUCCUAGAAGUGCUACAAUAACAGCAGCUGAGCCAACGACGUGUUUGAUACUGCAAAAACAGGUUUUUCUGGAUAUCGUCGGUCCGUUUAGACAGUCUCUGGUGAAUCGGAUCGAACUACAGGACGAGACUGUUAAAAAGGACGAUUUGGAGCCUGUCGCCGUUGUUGGUUACGGGACUUUUGGUAGAGUUUUUCUGGUGAGGAAUAGGAAAAGUCCCGAAAAAGAGUAUGCAUUGAAAGCGGUGUCGAAGAAACAUGUGGUUGCGAUGCAGCAGGAAAAUUCGAUCAAUAUUGAGAGGAAAAUAUUACUUCAACUUUAUCACCCCUGCAUAGUGCAGUUUGUGAAAACUUUUCAAGAUGAGAAAAAUGUAUAUUUUUUAACGGAAUUUUUGGGAGGUGGUGACUUAUUCAAUGCUAUUCGCGAGAUUGGGAACCUGAGCGAAUUCCAAGCCCGUUACUAUUCGGCAAGUAUAAUACUGUCGAUCGAAUAUCUGCAUGAAAAAGGAAUAAUGUAUCGAGAUUUGAAGCCAGAAAAUUUACUGUUGGAUUUUGACGGCUGUGUGAAGUUGGUUGAUUUCGGCUGUUGCAAACAGGCGUCGAGGUCGUACACUCUUAUGGGAACUCCAGAGUAUAUAGCACCAGAAGUGAUACUAGGACGGAGCUAUACGGACUGCAUUGAUUGGUGGUCGACUGGUGUUUGUAUGUAUGAGUUUAUAUGUGGACCUUUGCCGUUUGGUGGUGACACUGACGAUCAACUGGAGUUGUUUCGGCAGAUCAUCGAAGCACCGUUAAGGUUUCCGUCGUGGUUGCGGGAUCAAAACGCGAAGUCUAUCAUCACAGGGUUGAUGCAAAAAAAUCCUGAGGAGAGGCUUGGCGGAGGCAUCUCGGGGGCUAAGGAGAUAAAGCGACAUCCGUACUUUAAGAAAUUUGAUUUCGACGGGCUCUUGUCGCGGAGUGUGAAGUCGCAGUGGGUGCCUGAUAGAGAGCAAACGAUGAAACAAUGGAUAGAUGCAACUGAUCCUGGACUGUUGAGUUUGGAAAACUCAGGAGAGGAAAUGUCGGAUGAUUGUGUGAACAUGGACUGGGCAAAGGACUUCUGA